AUGGAUGAUUUCGGUGACGAUUUAUUUGAUGAUUUUGAAAAACCAUCUGCCAAUUCUUUUUCUGCUGGUGUACAGAAAGCCAAUGAUGACAAACCCAAUGCUGACGAUAACACCAUAAAACGAUCAUUACAACUAUCUGAUGAUGAAGAUGAUAAUUCAAAAAAGACAAAAAAUCCAGAUGAAAUAUCAGCUUUAGAUCUUGAGGUGUCAGCUCCCAGAAUAAAAAUAUUUGCUGUAGAAUCCCUUGAUGGAGAAUCAUGUACACACGAAAUUGCUCUUCCAUUAAAUUUUGAUUAUAUACCAUUAAAUAGAGAUGCCAAUAGAAAACCAGCCAAAGUAUAUGAAUUCGAUUUAGAUCCUUUUCAGAAAGAAGCUAUUGUUUGUAUUGAAAAUAAUCAAUCUGUUCUUGUAUCAGCUCAUACAUCUGCUGGUAAAACUGUAGUUGCCGAAUACAGUAUAGCUUUAUCUCUAAGAGAAUCAAAACGUGUAAUUUAUACCACACCUAUAAAAGCAUUAAGUAAUCAAAAAUAUCGAGAAUUUCACGAAGAGUUUGUUGACGUUGGUCUUAUCACGGGCGAUGUUACUAUUAAUCCAUCAGCUAGUUGUCUUAUCAUGACAACAGAAAUUCUUCGUUCUAUGUUGUAUCGUGGUUCAGAGAUCUUAAAAGAAGUAGGAUGGGUAAUAUUUGAUGAAAUUCAUUACAUGCGUGACAAAGAACGUGGUUAUGUUUGGGAAGAGACUUUAAUAUUAUUGCCAGACAAUGUGCGCUUGGUCUUUUUGUCUGCUACUAUACCUAAUGCUAGACAGUUUGCAGAAUGGGUAGCUCAUUUGCACAAUCAACCGUGCCAUGUAGUGUAUACUGAAUAUAGACCUACGCCAUUACAACAUUACUUAUAUCCUGCUGGUGGUGAAGGUUUACAUCUUAUAGUAGAUGAAAAUAACAAAUUUCGAGAAGAAAAUUUUGCAGCAGCUAUGAAUGUUUUAUCUAAUGUUACUCAACCAGUUAAACAUUGGGGACAGCCAAAUCGACCCACAGCUAACAAUCCAGAUAAUGAAUCAAAUUGCUUCAAGUUAGUUAAAAUGAUCAUGGAACGAAAUUUUGCUCCAGUAAUUGUAUUUUCAUUCAGUAAAAAGGAUUGUGAAAAUUAUGCCAUGCAAAUGUCUAAAUUAGAUUUCACUUCAGAUACUGAAAAGGGGCUAAUUGAUAAAUUAUUUGAAAAUGCCACAAAAGUAUUGUCAGAGGAAGAUCGUAAACUACCAGCAGUUAUAAAUAUAAUCCCAUUAAUUCGUAGAGGCAUUGGUAUUCAUCAUGGAGGUCUAUUACCAAUCUUAAAAGAAACUAUAGAAAUUUUGUUUGGUGAAGGAUUACUAAAAGUUUUAUAUGCUACUGAAACAUUUGCCAUGGGCCUAAAUAUGCCUGCUAGAACAGUUUUAUUUACUGCUCCUCGAAAAUUUGAUGGCAAAGAAAGACGAUUUAUAACAUCAGGAGAAUAUAUACAGAUGUCUGGUCGAGCUGGUAGACGAGGAUUGGAUGACAAAGGUAUUGUUAUGUUGAUAAUCGAUGAGAAAGUUAGUCCAGACACUGUCAGGAACAUUGUACAAGGAAAGCCUGAUUCACUUAAUUCUGCAUUUCAUUUAACAUACAACAUGGUUUUGAAUUUAAUGCGUGUAGAAGAAAUCGAUCCAGAAUAUAUGUUAGAGAGAAGCUUUUUCCAAUUUCAAAAUCAAUCUGCAAUACCAGAAUUAGUUGAAAAAGUAAAAACAUUAUCACUUGAUAAAAACAAAAUAAUAAUAAAUAACGAAUUUGACGUAAGGUCAUACUUUUUAAUUCGUCAACAGUUGGAAGAUUUAGGAAAACAAUAUCAUUCCUUUAUAACAGACCCAAAAAAUUUAGUACCUUUUUGUAAUCCAGGAAGACUUGUUAAGAUUAAGAAGAAUGAUGUAGAUUUUGGCUGGGGUGUUAUUGUCAAUUUCAAAUCUGUAAUGAAGAGUAAACAUGAAGGUGGUGGUAUUGGAGAAACAAUAUUAAAUGUGCUAUUAAAUUUAGAACGAUCUGUUGAAAAUACAGAAGAAGAGCCAAUACCUUGUGCUCCUGGGAAGUUAGGAGAACCUGAAAUUAUUAAUAUCAGACAUAAUAUGGUUGAAGAUUUAAGUUCUUUACGAUUAAACAAAAUGCCAAAUGAUUUAAAAUCUCGUGAUUCUCGAAUGUUACUGUAUAAUAAUGUAAAAGAAGUUUUACAAAGAUGUUCGACUGAUAUUCCUUUGUUGGAUCCAAUUAAUGACAUGCAUAUCAAAGAUGCAGAGUUUGAUAAAGUAAUUGAUCAAAUUGAAAAAUUUGAAAGUAGAUUAUUUGCUCAUCCGUUACACGAAAAAGAAGAUGUUGAUGAACUUUAUAAUAAAUAUUUGGAAAAAGACAAAGUGGAUCGAGAACUUUUAAAAUCUAAAACUGAAUUAAAGAAAGCUAGAUCACUCAUGCAAAUGGAUGAUCUCAAAUGCAGAAAACGCAUAUUGAGGCGAAUGGGCUAUUGUACCGCUGGAGAAGUUAUAGAAACUAAAGGAAGAAUAGCUUGUGAAUUAAGCAGUGCUGAUGAAUUAUUAAUGACUGAAUUAAUAUUCAAUGGUGUGUUCAAUGAUUUAUCAGUACCUCAGACGGUGGCAUUACUUAGUUGUUUUGUAUGUGAUGAAAAAAGUAAUGAAUUGCCCGCAAAAACUGCCGAAUUAGCAGGGCCUUUAAGAAAAAUGCAGGAACUUGCAAGAAAAAUAGCUAAAGUUUGUAAAGAUGCUAAAUUAGAUAUUGAGGAAGAUUCCUAUGUUGAAGGCUUUAAACCAUUUUUAAUGGAUGUUUGUUACGAGUGGUGUCGAGGUGCUACAUUCUAUCAAAUAUGCCAAAUGACUGAUAUAUUUGAAGGAAGUAUAAUACGAGCAAUGAGACGUUUAGAAGAAAUAUUGAGACAAUUAAUACAAGCAUCCAAAAGUAUUGGCAACACUGACCUUGAAAAUAAAUUCAGUGAAUCUGUUAAGAUUGUUAAAAGAGAUAUUGUAUUUGCAGCCAGUCUUUAUUUAUAA
Molecule: messenger RNA, 3066 nt
Organism: Macrosiphum euphorbiae (potato aphid)
Lineage: Eukaryota; Metazoa; Arthropoda; Insecta; Hemiptera; Aphididae
Source: the annotation of a GenBank genome assembly